GCCCUGACGUGAUGUGUUCAGAGAGCGGAGACACUGCAUUCCGACAGAGGUCUGCGUGACGCGUCUGUGAAGGCCACCACCGUACGUUUGGCAGAAGGGGUGACAGCUGCAUUCUCCUGUGCCUACCACGUAACCAAAAAUGAGGGACAACUACUGUUUACAAGCCGCCUUGGUGUGCCUGGGCAUGCUGUGGCAGAGCCAGGCCUUCACCACGGAGCGGAGAAGCCACCUGCGGCCCUCGUUCCACGGGCACCACGAGAAGGGCAAAGAGGGCCAGGUCCUGCAGCGCUCCAAGAGGGGCUGGGUCUGGAAUCAGUUCUUCGUCAUAGAGGAGUACACCGGGCCUGACCCAGUGCUCGUGGGCAGGCUUCAUUCCGACAUCGACUCUGGUGAUGGAAACAUUAAAUACAUUCUCUCAGGUGAAGGAGCCGGAACCAUUUUCGUGAUUGAUGACAAAUCAGGGAACAUUCAUGCCACCAAGACAUUGGACAGAGAGGAGCGAGCCCAGUACACACUGAUGGCUCAGGCGGUGGACAGGGACACCAACCGACCACUAGAGCCACCAUCGGAAUUCAUCGUCAAGGUCCAGGACAUUAAUGACAACCCUCCCGAGUUCCUGCAUGAGACCUACCACGCCAACGUACCAGAGAGGUCCAAUGUGGGAACGUCGGUAAUCCAGGUGACAGCUUCGGAUGCCGAUGAUCCCACGUAUGGAAACAGCGCCAAGCUGGUGUACAGCAUCCUGGAAGGACAGCCCUACUUCUCAGUGGAAGCUCAGACAGGUAUCAUCAGAACAGCCCUUCCCAACAUGGACAGGGAAGCCAAAGAGGAGUACCACGUGGUGAUUCAGGCCAAGGACAUGGGCGGGCACAUGGGCGGACUCUCAGGGACAACCAAAGUGACGAUCACACUGACCGAUGUCAACGACAACCCACCAAAGUUUCCGCAGAGCGUGUACCAGAUGUCUGUGUCAGAAGCAGCUGUCCCCGGGGAAGAAGUAGGAAGAGUGAAGGCGAAAGACCCAGACAUUGGAGAAAAUGGCUUAGUCACAUACAAUAUUGUUGAUGGAGACGGGAUGGAAUUGUUUGAAAUCACGACAGACUAUGAGACACAAGAGGGCGUGGUGAAACUGAAAAAGCCUGUAGAUUUUGAAACCAAAAGAGCUUACAGCUUGAAGGUAGAGGCCGCCAAUGUGCACAUCGACCCCAAGUUCAUCAGCAAUGGGCCCUUCAAGGACACUGUCACGGUUAAGAUCGCAGUAGAAGAUGCUGACGAGCCUCCCAUGUUCUUGGCCCCAAGUUACAUCCACGAAGUUCAAGAGAAUGCAGCUGCUGGCACCGUGGUUGGAAGAGUUCAUGCCAAAGACCCGGAUGCUGCCAACAGCCCAAUAAGGUAUUCAAUCGAUCGUCAUACUGACCUCGACAGGUUUUUCACUAUUAAUCCAGAGGAUGGUUUUAUUAAAACUACUAAACCUCUCGAUAGAGAAGAGACUGCCUGGCUCAACAUCUCCGUGUUUGCAGCAGAAAUCCACAACCGACAUCAGGAAGCCAAAGUCCCUGUGGCCAUUAGAGUCCUUGAUGUCAACGAUAAUGCUCCCAAGUUUGCAGCCCCGUAUGAAGGCUUCAUUUGCGAGAGUGAUCAGACCAAGCCUCUUUCCAACCAGCCAAUUGUUACAAUUAGUGCAGAUGACAAGGAUGACACAGCCAAUGGACCAAGAUUCAUCUUCAGCCUCCCCCCGGAAAUCAUUCACAAUCCCAAUUUCACGGUCAGAGACAACAGAGAUAACACCGCAGGGGUGUAUGCGCGACGCGGAGGGUUCAGCCGGCAGAAGCAGGAUCUCUACCUCCUGCCCAUCGUCAUCAGCGAUGGGGGCAUCCCGCCCAUGAGCAGCACCAACACCCUCACCAUCAAGGUCUGUGGCUGUGACGUGCACGGGGGGCUGCUCUCCUGCAAUGCCGAGGCCUACAUCCUCAACGCUGGGCUCAGCACGGGCGCACUUAUCGCCAUCCUGGCCUGCAUCGUCAUCCUCCUCGUCAUCGUUGUGUUGUUUGUGACCCUGAGAAGGCAGAAGAAAGAGCCACUCAUUGUCUUCGAGGAGGAAGAUGUCCGUGAGAACAUCAUUACUUACGAUGAUGAAGGAGGUGGGGAGGAAGACACUGAAGCCUUUGAUAUUGCCACGCUCCAGAACCCUGAUGGGAUCAAUGGAUUUAUCCCUCGCAAAGACAUAAAACCCGAGUAUCAGUACAUGCCCAGGCCCGGGCUCCGGCCAGCCCCCAACAGCGUGGACGUGGACGACUUCAUCAACACGAGGAUACAGGAGGCAGACAAUGACCCCACGGCCCCUCCUUAUGACUCCAUCCAAAUCUAUGGCUACGAGGGACGGGGCUCGGUGGCCGGGUCCCUGAGCUCCUUGGAGUCGGCCACCACAGAUUCAGACUUGAACUAUGACUAUCUACAGAACUGGGGACCUCGUUUUAAGAAACUAGCAGACUUGUAUGGUUCCAAAGACACUUUUGAUGACGAUUCUUAACAAUAACGAUACAAAUUUGGCCUUAAGAACUGUGUCUGGCGUUCUGAAGAAUCUAGAAGAUAUGUAAACAGGUAUUUUUUUAAAAAUCAAGGAAAGG
Elephantulus edwardii (Cape elephant shrew) is the source of this 2627-nucleotide messenger RNA. RefSeq names its product cadherin 11, type 2, OB-cadherin (osteoblast) (gene CDH11). The transcript has 11 exons. The coding region runs from base 140 to 2530 and encodes 796 amino acids. Gene Ontology annotation, cellular component: catenin complex; adherens junction; plasma membrane. The record is from RefSeq and is a predicted model, not a curated record. Gene Ontology annotation, biological process: cell-cell junction assembly; homophilic cell-cell adhesion; cell morphogenesis. NCBI's taxonomy places the organism in Eukaryota, Metazoa, Chordata, Mammalia, Macroscelidea, Macroscelididae. Gene Ontology annotation, molecular function: cadherin binding; calcium ion binding.